Molecule: messenger RNA, 1194 nt
Organism: Pterocles gutturalis (yellow-throated sandgrouse)
Lineage: Eukaryota; Metazoa; Chordata; Aves; Pterocliformes; Pteroclidae
Gene: MMP24
Product: matrix metallopeptidase 24 (membrane-inserted)
Exons: 5
Biological process (GO): collagen catabolic process; proteolysis; extracellular matrix organization
Cellular component (GO): extracellular matrix
Molecular function (GO): zinc ion binding; metalloendopeptidase activity
Source: RefSeq, a predicted model, not a curated record
GGAACGAUCUCUUUCUGGUUGCAGUCCACGAGCUGGGACAUGCGCUGGGUCUGGAACACUCCAAUGAUCCCAGUGCUAUCAUGGCUCCUUUCUACCAGUACAUGGAAACACACAACUUCAAACUGCCCCAGGAUGACCUUCAAGGGAUUCAGAAAAUCUACGGUCCUCCUGUUGAGCCCCUGGAGCCAACCAGGCCUUUACCCACUCUUCCUGUUCGCAGAAUUCACUCCACUUCGGAAAGAAAACACGAGAGACAGCCAAGACCUCCUAGUCCUCCUCUGGGUGACAGGCCGUCUCCUCCUGGCACGAAACCGAACAUCUGUGAUGGCAACUUUAACACCGUGGCUCUCUUUAGAGGAGAAAUGUUUGUUUUCAAGGAUCGUUGGUUCUGGCGUCUGCGCAACAACCGAGUGCAGGAGGGAUACCCCAUGCAAAUCGAGCAGUUCUGGAAAGGCCUCCCCGCAAAGAUUGACGCAGCCUAUGAGCGAUCGGAUGGAAAAUUCGUUUUCUUCAAAGGAGAUAAAUACUGGGUUUUCAAAGAAGUGACAGCAGAGCCAGGCUACCCCCACAGCCUGGUGGAGCUGGGGAGCUGCUUGCCCCGGGAAGGCAUCGACACGGCUCUGCGCUGGGAGCCCGUGGGCAAAACCUACUUUUUCAAAGGCGACAGGUACUGGAGGUACAACGAAGACAAGAGAGCAACGGACCCAGGAUACCCAAAGCCCAUCACCGUGUGGAGAGGAAUCCCCCAGGCUCCGCAGGGAGCUUUUAUCAGCAAGGAAGGCUUUUACACCUACUUUUACAAGGGGAAGGAGUAUUGGAAGUUCGAUAACCAGCGGCUGAGCGUGGAGCCGGGCUACCCCAGGUCAAUCCUCAAAGACUGGAUGGGCUGUAACCAGAAGGAUGUUGAACGCAGCAAAGACAGACGCCUCCCCCACGACGAUGUGGAUAUUAUGGUGACAAUAAACGAUGUGCCUAGCACUGUAAAUGCAAUUGCAGUUGUCAUCCCUUGCAUUUUGUCUCUGUGUAUCCUUGUCUUGGUAUACACGAUCUUCCAGUUUAAAAACAAAGAGGUGCAGCAAAACGUUGUGUAUUACAAAAGACCUGUCCAGGAAUGGGUAUGACACAGCCCGCUGCACGUUCCAACUCAUUGAGCUGAUGAGGACUAUGGACAAAAAAAAAAAAAGAAAAAAAAAA